Molecule: messenger RNA, 6529 nt
Organism: Hemibagrus wyckioides
Lineage: Eukaryota; Metazoa; Chordata; Actinopteri; Siluriformes; Bagridae
Product: E3 ubiquitin-protein ligase RNF43
Exons: 9
Coding region: 1736-4132 (798 amino acids)
Biological process (GO): ubiquitin-dependent protein catabolic process; Wnt receptor catabolic process
Molecular function (GO): frizzled binding; ubiquitin protein ligase activity
Source: RefSeq, a predicted model, not a curated record
AUAAACGUUAUACUUUUUUGUCCGUUUAUAGCUACAUUUAAUCUACUCUACAUAUGUGUGCAGGGAUGUGCUAGCUUAGUGGUUAAGGUAUUAAGGGCUAUUGAUUGAGUUUGAAUCCCAGGUCCUGGGCCCCUGAGCAAGGCCCUUUAUCCUCAUAUGCUCCCUUGUUUAAUUAAAAACGAUAUAAAUUGUAAAUUGUCGCUCUGGAUAAGGGCGAUAAUAUGAACAAUGCCAUUAUUCUUUUAUCCCUAUCAGCUCAUUCGGUUAGAUUUGAUAUUAUAAAAUUAAUCCCAGAUAUUAUCAAUAGGCAAUAUUCAUUAGAAAUCGGCUGUGUCUCAGUGUGACCGCUAAAGGGCGCCGCGCGUCUGUGAGUGCUGUGGUGGAGUAUGGCUUCUGCUCCACCCUCACUCUCUCUUUCUCUCUCUCUCUCACUCUAUCUCUCUCUCACACACACACACACGCAUACGCGCGCGCGCGCACACACACACACACACACCACGCAGACACAGUCAGUGAGUAACAGGUAGACUUGCUCCAUGAGAUCCCCAGGGAGGGAGACUCGGGCUCGCUUCUACACACACUUUUUUACACUUCUUUUCACGCACCCCGCAGCCGUGUCCACACGCCUCGCACGCGCUUUACCAUUGAACAACUUUCCGACCGCGUGUUUACGGAGACUUUCCUCUGCGACACACGGCUUGGAAAAGGAUCUCGGAUUUGUACGCUGAACUUCCAACCGGGGAAUUUUGUGGGGUUUUUUUUUUUUUUGGAGAGAGGUUGAAUCUGUGAACAGGUUUAAUAUGACGGCCGGGGAUCGUUCUGAGGACCGACUGCUCGGAUCGUCUUGUAGAAAUCGCACCUGAUUACGGACAGCGAUUCAUUCACCUUUUUUCUUAUUUUUUUUUUAUUUAUUUAUUUUUUUACACCACCUUCACCAGGACUAAACCUUCGCUUUGUCAAAGUGAAAAAGUCUGAUACACAGUGUCCGAAUAUUAGAUCUUUCAGCGGUACGGAACCGGCGGUGUAACGGGGCGCGUAAAGCCAGAAGGGAAGUCACGCGUUCAGGUUCACGUUUUGCGUCCCCGUUUGCAUGACGCAGCUUGGAGAUUUGUCGGCUUCGGAUAACCGAGUUAUGAUCAGGCCACCUGUUGAUUUCUGAGGGAAUGCAUAACCGCCGAAAUGUAACACCAUCUGAUGGAGAUCUAUGAGUGCGCGAGUAGGACGGAGAGAUACAAACGUUUCUGGUUGUGAAAGAUACAAAUCCGGUGCCUGCUUUCCCUGAACUGAGCAAGAAGCUUGAAGGGUAUUCGUAUGUCUGGAAAAGUUGCACACGUUCCAUGCACACGUCCUGCUUCCAGUCAGAGUCUUCAUGCGGUGUUGCUCAUGCUCUGCAACUGACACAGGAUAGCCAGCAUUAAUUAAUGGCCAGUUAAUUAGCAUUUAUGUGCCACUGUAAAGUGAUGUCACAUUUUAUUCAUUUUUUAAACAGUGAUAACCUGAGAUCUUGUGUAGAGCUGUCAUUACUUAAGGAUUUGCCUUUCCCAUGCACAUGUCUCCAAUCCGAAGCAGACUUCUCGUGAUAAUUGAAAUUCUUCAGAAGUUCAGGGAAAUAGAGUCGCAUCUCAAGUUCGGCCGUGUCGACACACCCAGACGGACCCUGGAAAUUUUCUCGGCAUACCAGUGGUUGUGAACAGUGCAUUAUGCCUGCCUGGGCCCCGAAUCUGCAGCUGGGCCAAUGAGGCUCGCCGCACAGCGCCUGGCCGGGCUCUGGCCGUGGCUCUUCACGGCUGCCCUGCAGGUGGCGCUGGGCCAUGCGGGCCUGGAGGUGGCAGCGACCCGCGCCCUCAUCAAGGUCACGCUGCUCAACCCUAAAGCCACGGUCAGUCCCUACACCCUGGAAGGGGUGUUUGCGGGAAGCAGCAGCGGAUUCGCUGAUGGUAAACUCAUGCAGUCUCACCCGCUGUCUCUGUGUAACACCAGUGAGGAUGAGCGACAAGAAAGCUUCUUCAUCAGCAUUGUUAAGCUGGAGAGUCCAGAGAGCAAAGUGCCCCAGUGCCUGCCACUUCUGGAGAAAGCUCGUCUAGCUCUAAACAGGGGAGCUCAGGCUGUCAUUUUUGACAUCACUGAUGAUCUUAAUGCUGCUAUUGAGUUGAAUUCUGGCAUCUUGAAGAAGCCUGUGGUGAUGGUGAAGGCAGGGGAUGCUGAGGUGCUGAUGGGACUGGUCAAUAAGAACGAGGAGGCCAAAGUCGAGAUCAACAUCAUGAUGGAGACACCAAAAUGGACUCAUUAUGAAGUGGGAAUCAUCAUGACAGUCUUCUCAGUCGUGCUGGCAAUCAUUAUGAUCUUUGCCUUUCGCUCUCGCUGCAGGUCCAACAGAACUUGGGACACGGUGCACCAGCAGACCAUGCGGGCCAUUAGCAGGCUGGAGACGCGUACCUACAGCUCUCAGGGCUGCUCGGGAGGAUCCCAUCAUCCACGUGGUGGUCUAGGAUCUAACAGCAGCUCCAGCUCGGGCCCUAUGUGUGCCAUCUGCCUUGAAGAGUUCCUGGAUGGACAGGACCUGAGGGUCAUUUCAUGUGCGCAUGAGUUCCAUAAGGAGUGUGUGGACCCUUGGUUGCUUCAGCACCGGACGUGUCCGCUCUGCAUGCACAACAUAAUGGGUGCAGAGCCGAGUGGUCGUCAGCCUCAGCGAGUCCGUGGACAUCCACCCCCAGAGCACAGCCAGGCAUUUCUUCACACCCACCCACAGCAAUACACAGCUUCUCACGCUUUCCCCCAGCACCCCAUUCCCUUCUCCCUACGACCCCAUUACCCCCGCACCUUGUCAGGGCCCUAUCCUCAGCUGGGAGCCUACGGUGGCUCACCUCCCUACCACACUCGCUUACUGAGCACCAGCUGCAGCUAUCAUCUUACCCCGGAUGGGCACCGUGCCCGACCUCGCCACAGCUGCCGCAAUGUUGGGCACCACUACACAUCACCGCGUCAUCCGUGCCACCACUGCCAUGCUAACCGGACGCGACAUCAAAACCACCACCAAAACCAGCGCCACGCAGGUUCUCAGGGGCGCCACGAUGAGGGCAGCUGCUCAGGGGCCAGCUAUGGCACGGAACGCAGUGGCUACUUCCCUGAUGGACCUGGCAGUGACUCAAGCUCGGGCCCAUGCCACGGCUCAUCCAGUGACUCUGUGCUCAACUGCACCGAUGUAAGCCUACAGGGUGUCUACGGCAGCUGCUCCACCUUUCGUAGUUCACUCAGCAGCGAGUACGACCCAUUUGUCUACCACAGUGCCGGUUCUGAAGGUCCGACAGGUAGUACCAGGCCCCGAUCUCUAGAUUCAGGAGUUAAUCAGACUAGUGGAGGGCUUGGGUUUGAAGAACCACAGCAGCAACAGGCUGUAUUCAGCCAUGUGCAUUACCAUAGACACAGACACCACUAUUACGAGGAGGGCGAGCCUAGCCAAGGACCAGGAAGAGGCUCUGAUGAGGAACAAGGGACUUCAGGAGUAGCAGCAGGCAAUUUGCCCAUGAGUAAGGACUCAGCAUUAUGUCAGGGGGCACAUGUUGCCUGCCAUUGCCCCAAAACGGACCCUAUAGACAGGUGUGGACCUCCUGGUGGAGUGGAGGACCGGGAAGCAGUAGCUCCUCCGUCCCCCACUUCCUCCUUGCCUGGCACCUCAAUGCUGAUCCCUGCACCAGCCUGCUGCCACCCAGGGCACCCGCACUGCACCACCAGCUGCAGUCUGGAAGCUUCAGCCCCACCCAUUCCAGCUGUGCACUUCCAUCAGAGAGUGGAUCUACAGGACGAUUGCAGCAUUCACAUUCACUAUGGGCAAAGUCCUGCAGGUUACUGCUGCCCCUCUCCUCUGGGUGCAGCAUCCAUGCUGCCUGUCCCUGUAAUCCUGGACUCUGGUGGUCUGGCAGAGUGGCCUUGCUGCAGAGGGGCACGAAGGGGGUGGCAAAAGCAGGUGCAACAGGCUCACUCUGAGCCACAGCUAAUGGGGACAGGCACUCUAUUGGACACACCUCUUUGCAGAGGGCAUCACAGUGCCGGGCACGAGUUGCCCACAGAAAUUUGUCUCUACUGCCAAAGUGUACGCAAUAAUCAGGGAUCAGAGGAAGAGUCUGGUGUUUGAGAACUCUCUCCAUCCCCAAACCUCACGCUGCUACACAAGAGCCGAAAUGGACAAACAGAUCGGCCGUCUCUCCCUCUCUCUGUCUCUCGCUCCCUCACUUUUUUCACAGUCUUCCAAAUAAUUCCACAUUUCAAGACAGGCAUCCUAUUUCAGCAUCACUCACUUCCCACAAUUGUUCUGUAACUAAAGUCUGAUGCUUUGAGGGAAAAAAAAGGGUUCCUCUUGGGUUCUUUGGAUGGAUUUUUUUUUUUUUUCCUGUAACUUUUUCUUUUAUUGGAACCUUUACAUAGAAGGUGUCUCCAAGAGGCAAAUAAAAACAAAAAAGAAAACCCGAUGGAACUUUUUUCUAAGAGUAUAGAGGGAUGUCAGUUCAAACUCAAUUCCAGCAGGUGACAAUUGAUGGUUAAUGGUACUCUUGAUGUAUUAGAAACUUGUAACCCACGGUUCGGAUUCUGUUAUUUCCUUUCUUUUUUAUUUCUCAGUCUCAGUCAGGUUUACCAUGUUCAACUGAGAGAUGUUGGUUAGACCAUUACAAAAGUGGUGAAAAGUUCAUUUAAGAAAAACAAAAACAAGUCCCAGAAUUCCUUAGUUACCUCCAUGCAUCACUGCAAGCUGGGGUAGCAAAAGCAGGCCCCUUUUCUUCAAAAUCUCCCCUUUUGGGGGAAUUCUUACGUCACAGUACACUGUAGUGAUCCAUUUUGGGCAUGUUAGUGAAGAAAAAGAAUACCCAUGUUGAUUGCUGGUAAAAUAAUACCCUUAACCCCUAUAUGACUUCAUAUCCUGUCUGCUACUUAGAACUACAAAUCAGACCCAGCGGCUCCCUUUUAACUCACCCUGAUCUUAUCUCUGCAGAACACUGAACGCACCCAAACAUAUGAUAUCAUCGAUCAGAAUGGAAAAUGAAAGGUGUGCAAUGCUUGCAGUUAGGAUGUCAUCUGAAAUGAUGAUGUCACUCAAGUGUUCAUGGAAUAAGUGCCUGCCUCUCUCUCUCUCUCUCUCCUUCUCUCUCUCUCUCUCUCUCUCUCUCUCUCUCUCUCUCUUUCUCCAGCCUACCUCAGAUAACCAAUCAGAAAAGUCCUGUUCACAUCACAGUACUUCAAAAGUAAACCUCUCGCCUGGCACCCACUCUGUUUACUUCUGAUAAGUGAGAGAUAGGGCGCUUUAAUCUGUCCUCAAAAAAAAAAAAAAAUAAAGGAUCACUGACUGUUUGGAGGUCAUUUAGGUUUUGGGUCUUGUGCUCGUUAAUUUGAGAAAGGCAGCUGUCGUUUGUGUCAUGGUUUUUAUUUUUGUGUGUGUGUGUCCAUUUUGUUGUUGUUUCCUCGGUUAAAAACGAAGCGAACUGACUGAAAACUUUAGGGCUGGCAAGGAUUUCGGAACCUACGCUCAGUCAUCUUUCAAGCUUCUUUGUCAUUUAGCUUGGGCUGAGGAAGCGCUAGAUCACCCACGCUUUUACCUCUGACCCUUUACCUCGUGUAUGACUCGGCGUGGAUACGGAUACGGAUAAGGAUCAUUUCUUUCCAAAAAAAAACGCUCUUCAGCCUGCAAGCUUGCCAAAGGUGCCUCUUUUCUUUUUUCUUUUUGUUUAAUAGACUUUGCUGCAAGAUUUCCUUACUUAAAUAUGCUGCGUUCGAUGUUUCUUCAGAAGUCGGUAUGCUUUAUCCGUCAUCCGGAAUACAUUUCACGGUAUAUUCGAUUUAGAGUAUAUCAACUGCACGUUGCGAUCCAUAUGCAUUCUCACAACAAAUGGGCAACUGUCUAAAGACAGCGCAGAAAGCGUGCCUUUGUUAUAAUAAGCGUAGAUCAGUUUAUAAUAUGGAUCUGAUCUCGUAAUUUAGCCCAAAAUGAUUGUUAUGACUGUUUUUCAUUUCUGCUUUCAAGGUCAGACUGGCAAGAAGGGGCGGUGGAGGGGGGUGGGGGGUGGGGGUGUCAUGGUCACCUUAGACGAAGGAGACAUCAGGUCAUCAGAGCAAAAUGUUGUGUAUAGAUAGACCGUGGACUUAGACCUCGAGGAUUUUUUUAAUAUUUCUUUGUAAUAAAUAAAUGAAUGAAACCACUAUGGAUCCUAUACAUUUCAACUGGCGACGCUCAGAGAGUGACGUACUUCAACCGAAGUUAGCAAUAAAAACGGGAAAGAAUACGAGUACAGCCGUCUAUUCCGAUGUCGUUCGAUUCGUCACAUGCAGUCAUCUUUUUCUUCGUGCCUUGAUUAAUUACCACCAUGAGCCUGCCUUACAGAAGACCUGCUUUGCACUUCUGCGUUGCCUUUAUGAACGUUCUUUCAUUACAGGCUUUGUCUUAAAUUUAGAAUUUCACAUGCAGCACUUUGGAAAAAUGUUUAAAAUAAAAAAAAGAGUGAAAGCUGAAGCAAAUAAAAAAAAAAACAAACAAGCUAAGCAU